UGCAUUGUACUGGACAUUUGGACGUCUAGUGUCGGCGUUGGAGUAUUGUCUGGCUAGCUGGGUUUCGACAUCUCUUUCAGAUGAAGGUUGUCUGCAUCCAAUGUCAGGUUUAUAUUUGCUUCCUCUGCAACCUCCUGCCAGAACCUUUGUGUACGGGUUUCAAUCAGUGUAUCCUCUCUCUGAUCUCAGGUAAGAAGCAGCAACAAGCGCAAACAGCUUUCUCUUUGUCCAUCCAACGGGACCCCUUUUCGCUACUCGUAUAUCUUCACCCUUUCUCAACUUGUUUCUCUCAAUUCUCAUCAUUUCCGCAUACCACCCGAUAUCACACUCAACUCAAACCAGAUCACACCUCGCAAAACUCUCAAUCACCAGCUGGACCUGCUCAUCCCACGUCUCAAUUCCACUCACGCUCUCUUUCCCCAAAGCUCAGAAGCAUGCCCUCAAAAAUCCAACUCGACGAAAACCUCUGGUUUCUAUACAUCUGCCUCCAGAAAAGCGAUAUGAAAUCCAUCGACUUCGCAGCUGUAGGCCACGCAACCUCCCUCAAGCCUCCGGCCGCCAGGAUGCGCUACACGCGCCUCCGUCGACAGAUAGAAAGCGGAACACUGAUCGGAACGCACGGUACACCCUUCUUGUCCCACCACUCUUCCUCUACUUCUCCCAACUUCGGCCAUUCUGAGAAGCUAAAGAGGAAGAGAACUUCCAGAGGUGGAGGGGAGGGUGAGGGUGAGGAUGAGGAAGAGUGCGGUUUUAAGGGAGAUAGUGUUGGGAACGUUGGAAAGGGGGUCAAGGCAGAGAAGGACGAAUUGGAAGUGAAGAAAUGGAAGAUCAAGAAGGAAGACGAAGAUGACAGCGCAGGAUGGGAGAGCGGAAGUGGCAGUGAUACAGAAUGGGGCUGGGAUUCCGAGGACGAAGUUCCACUUGCCAAGUUGCGAAAGGCGAAGCCGGGUUGUUCUUCUGUUUCCCAACAGACUGCUCUUGUCCCCACACAACGAGUGGUUGGGGGAGGACGAGAGACGAGAGAAGAGGGAACGAAUGGUGCCAAUAAUGGGUAUGGAGGAAGGAGUGUUGGUGGACAACGGCGUGUGAAUGGGGCUGCGGUUCCGAGAUACAUGCCACCGAGUGAUGGCAGAGCAUGGGAGGGCAUGAUUCCAGUUGGAAAUGUGGUGAUUCAAAAUGGAUAUCCUGCUUAUUGGGGAAAUGAGUAUAGUAUUGUUGAGGCGUGGGAGCAGGGCGGGAAGCCGAGGAAAUCUGUGUAAAUGCAAAGUUCUCGCCAGACUUUGUUGAGAUUGAGGUUCGGGUUCGAGAGAAUGGGUAGGACGGAAGAGAACGUUUGGCAAAUAAUGGAUUUCAUAGUAGUAUCUCUCACACGCUUAUUGUAUGUACCGUAGCCGCUAAUAACUACACAAGAAAGAGA
Molecule: messenger RNA, 1417 nt
Organism: Hyaloscypha bicolor E
Lineage: Eukaryota; Fungi; Ascomycota; Leotiomycetes; Helotiales; Hyaloscyphaceae
Exons: 2
Coding region: 81-1259 (392 amino acids)
Source: RefSeq, a predicted model, not a curated record